GCAUGUGACCCAGCCAGUCAGCAGUGUUUGUUCUGUUUUGUAGGCAAGCAUUAGUGAUGGUUAUCAACAAAGUGUGGAAUGUUCUACAGGAGAGCAUUACUUAGCAGUUUAAACCGGUUAGGUCGAAGACGACAAACAGCUGGUUUACCAUAUAAAGUAAGAGGUGCUAAACGAAUGGCGUACAUAACUAAAGACGAAAGGGAGCGUGGUGGUCUUGUGAAACACACCGGAGGUUGCCACUGUGGCGCUGUGCGUUUUGAACUGUGGAGCGCUCCGCAUUUACACGUGUUCAAUUGCAACAGGACCUUGCAGUGUCAUCUGGGUCAUUCGAAGAAAUGGGUGUAUUUUAAAGCCUUAAAUCAUUCUGUUAGGCAAAGAAUGUCUUUAAAUCUUAAUGCCAUCAGUUGUUGCCAACAAUGUCAUAGCACUACAAGUUGCAGUAUUUGCACAAAGAAACAGAAUUGCCACUUCAUUGUGCCAAAAUCCCAGUUCACCUUGCUGCAGGGCGCAGACAACAUAACCACAUACACAUUUAACACACGCAUGGCCAAGCACACAUUCUGCAAAAUGUGUGGCGUCCAGAGUUUCUACACUCCACGUUCCAACCCUGAUGGGUUUGGUGUGGCACCUCAUUGUUUGGACCCUGGAACAGUGAGCAGUGUCACUGUAGAAGAUUUCUGUGGGCAGAACUGGGAAGAAAGUAUGCAGAAGCAUCAAACUAUAAGAAGUAUGUCAAAACCAACAACGGACACAUAACUCACUUUUUCCAUUGGCCAAUUAAGCCCUAAGAUUAAAUUGUACUCUCCUGCUUCUUAAGGCAUUUUUUAUCAAUAUAUUAGUGACAACAUGAAUAGACCUUGGGGUUUUGUGCCUUUUGUUUAUUACCUUUGAGGCCUCAUACUGUAUAUGCCAGUGUACUCCUAAUUGUUGAAAAAAAUUGACUCUUAUAUGUAUACAUUUAUAGUAAAAAUGUAUCUUCUGAGAAAAUGGACCAAAAUGGAUGUAACGUCUUGUAUACACAGCACAGGUACAGAUUUUUUUUGAAACAGCUUUUUAUAGCUGCACUGUCUAGAAUGAAAACAUCAUCUCCCCCUAAAUGAUAGGGAAAACUGUAGGGAUUUUAAGAUGAAGAGGGGAUGGUAUCUUUUGUAUGUACUACCCCGACUACCUUGUUUCCUCAAGUAAUGUAUCAACAGAGCACAUCAUAUGAAAAAAUGUUAGCAAAAUUGAAUGGAAAUCAUAGUAACAUAGACGUUUGGGAGAACUUGAUGAAGCUUGUUAAAUGAUAUAAUACCCAUUUGUAUUGUUUUAACAUCUGUUUGUAUCGAGGAUGUCAGGU
Molecule: messenger RNA, 1339 nt
Organism: Sinocyclocheilus grahami
Lineage: Eukaryota; Metazoa; Chordata; Actinopteri; Cypriniformes; Cyprinidae
Product: centromere protein V-like
Exons: 6
Coding region: 79-756 (225 amino acids)
Molecular function (GO): carbon-sulfur lyase activity
Source: RefSeq, a predicted model, not a curated record